AUAACCAUGGACGGCUAGCCAUAUACACUAUUUGGCUACAUACCACACAACUAUAUGAUAUAGUUGUAUUACAUAUAUGGUGAUAACACCACGCACAGCUACUGAGUAGCUGUCGUCUGCCAUAAUAUAACCUCAUUUGUACUUGAAAGACAUUUAAAUCAUGUCAAAAGUUGAGGAACCAGCACCAGAAGCUGCAGAGCCAGCUGUUGAACAGGAUGUUAUAUCCGAAGAAGACAAACAAUACUUGAUGGAGUAUGUAAAAGAAACGGAACAACGCCUUGCUACAAAAGAAGAGAUUCGAGCAUCUAAUUUAAACCCUAAUCGACCCCCAGAUACAUAUUUUAGCAAACUAGAUUCAACCCUAAAAAGGAACACAACAUUUGUAAAAAAAUUGAAAAAUUUUAGUAGCAUACAAUUAGAUACAGUUCUUAAGGAUAUGACGCAUUUAAAUUUAACAAAAUAUGUAAGUGAAGUUGCCACUGCUCUAGUGGAUGCCAAAUUAAAAAUGACAGAUGUUGCACCUGCUAUUAAAGUAUGCAGUUUUCUGCAUCAGACAUAUGCAGAAUUCUCAACGCAUUUCUUUGAAAAUUGGCAAAGAAUUUUAUCUCUGAAAGUUGUAGAUAAGAUUGCAAAUCCAAGCAAACUUAGAGUAGACCUCCGCUUUUAUGCUGAGUUAGUUAAUGCAGGAAUUUUCACGCAUAAGCAAGGGUUACCUUUGCUUGGCUCAGCAUUAACAGUUUUAAUUAAUAUGGAUAAAGAGGAGCACAAUAAUGCAAUCAUUAUAUUAAGUUUUUGCAAACACUGUGGUGAAGAUUAUGCAGGUCUUGUACCUAAACGAGUAAGGGAAAUAUCAGAAAAAUUGAAUGUACAAAUUCCUAAAAGCAAAUUACUUUCACCUGAUAAACAACAGAAUGUUAGAUUAUUACUACGAGAUUAUUACAAUUCGUUGUGUAAGCACUUAUUAAAAGAGCACAAGGAUCUCCAAGCUUUUGAAAAACAGAAUCGAAAAAUAUUACAAACCAGGGGUGAAUUAAGUUCUGAAAGAAAGGAAAAACUUGAGAGUCUUCAAGUAUCGUAUGAACGGUUGCUCAAUAAUGUACAAAGUUUUUCUGAUACUUUGGAUGAACCCAUGCCAGAACUUCCUAUUGAUAAUGAAAUGAAAGCAGAAGCGGAAGAGACGUUGAAAAUGAUUAGCGAAGGAGAAGAAAAUAGUAUCUUAGAGGAUAUGUGGGGAGACGACGAAACUAGACGAUUCUAUGAAGUUUUACCUGACUUGGUAGUAUUUCUUCCAGGAUCAUAUUUAAAAGAAGUACCUAAGCAAGACGCCCCGAUAAGCGAAGAAGCCUUAGACGAAGAAGUAACGUUUGACGAAUUAGAAGAAACGGAAAAAGUAGAUGAACCCGAAGCAGAAGUAGAUGAACCUCAAGUCUCAAACAUAAGUAAUAAAAUACUUUUGGAUGCGUUUCUAACUCAUCUACCAACUUGUGUAAAUCGUGAAAUGAUAGACAACGCAGCAGUACAUUUUUUAAUGACUCUCAACACAAAACAUAACAAGAAGAAGUUAGUAAAAGCAUUAUUUGGUGUGUCUAGAAUUCGUUUGGAUCUAUUACCAUUCUAUUCACGUUUGGCUGCUAUCCUUUAUCCUGUUAUGCCUGAUGUGGGAAAUGAUCUGUGUCUAAUGUUAAAGCAUGAUUUUAUAUAUCAUGUACGCAAAAAGGAUCAAAUUAACAUUGAAUCAAAAGUAAAAGUUGUCAGAUAUAUUGGAGAACUGGUCAAAUUUAAACUUUACUCAAAGAUAGAGGCAUUAUACUGCUUAAAAGUUCUGUUACAUGAUUUUACUCAUCAUCAUAUUGAAAUGGCUUGCAAUUUAUUAGAAACAUGUGGAAGAUAUUUAUUUUGUUCGCCGGAUUCACACCAAAGAACAAAAGUAUAUUUAGAACAAAUGAUGCGUAAAAAAGCAGUCACUGCAUUGGAUUCGCGUUAUGUAACGAUAAUUGAGAAUGCAUAUUAUUUUGUAAAUCCACCAGAAUCUACAGGUGGUGUUUCUAGAAAGGACAGACCACCGAUUCAUGAAUUUAUAAGAAAAUUAUUGUAUCAGGAUCUCUCAAAGACAAAUACCGAUAAAGUUCUUAAAUGGAUGCGUAAGUUAGACUGGGAAGACGAAAGUGUUUCGUCUUAUGCCAUUAAAUGUCUCACUGCCGCAUAUAAUGUUAAAUAUUUAAAUAUUCGUUGCGUAGGAAGUUUAUUAGCAGGACUUGUUGCACACUAUGAAACUAUAGGCCCUCACGUAGUCGAUGGUGUGUUGGAAGAUAUAAGACUAUGUAUGGAAAUUAAUUUACCAAAAUUUAAUCAACGUCGUAUCGCUAUGGUUAAAUAUCUUGGAGAAUUGUAUAACUAUCGAAUGGUAGAAAGUGGAGAUAUUUUCCGAACCCUAUACCUUUUGAUUACUUUUGGAGUUAGUAUGGAUCAUGCUGUACCAAGUAUCCUCGAUCCACCCGACCACCUGUUUAGAAUUCGACUAGUUUGUACAUUAUUAGAAACCUGUGGACAGUAUUUUAGUGGUGGUUCUAGCAAGAAAAAACUUGAUUAUUUUUUAAUAUUCUUUCAAAAUUAUUAUUGGUUUAAAUACACAGAUCCUAUUUGGACUCCCGAGAAUCCUUUUCCUGUAGGUAUAGAUUACAUGUAUCGUGACACGUUAACAAUGCUAAGGCCUAAAAUGCAAUUGUUUCAAAGUUACAAAGAAGCCCAAUGUGCUGUGGAGGAAUUACGAAAUACGUUAUACCCAACUCUUGGAAAUCCUAUUGCUGAGGAUGGUGCUACUCGUACAGAUGGAGAAUCUGAUAUGGGUGUAAUUGCAGAAGGAGAUGAAGAACUAACUAUCACCACUGGAAAUGGCAGUGGGGAUGCUAAAGGUGUAGCUGAUUUACAUUUUGAAGAAUCUGAAGAUUGUUCCGAGGCACAAUCGGAAGAAGAGUGGACAGCUGAUGCAGAGAGGGAUGAUACUAUGGGUACUCAAGAAAAUACACAGGGAGAUCAAAGUCUUUCAGAAGGUGGUACAGAUGGUGUUCUAAUGGAUGUUACAGAAUUAAAUGCAGCAUUACCAGCUGGUCCUAGAAGAGUAAGUUGCCCGGAAGACGAUGACUUUUUGUCGGCUCUCGAUAAAAUGGUUUCGGAUAAUAUACAAGAUAGAAUGCGAGAUUCAGUGAAACCACAACAAGUAGACAUUUCAGUUCCUUUGCAUGUAAAAAGUACUAAAAAAACGUAUGAACAAUUGCAAGAGAGACCUACUGAUAAUAGUACAGUCGACUUCGUGCUUAUGCUCAGAAAAGGUAACAAACAACAGUACAAAAACUUGGCAGUUCCUGUCUCGUCAGAGUUGGCAAUGAACCUUCGAAAUCGUGAACAAGAACAGAAAGAAGAAAAAGAACGAGUUAAAAGAUUGACAUUGAACAUUACAGAAAGACAGGAGGAAGAAGAUUAUCAAGAAACAAUUAAUCAAAGUACAAGACCAGUGACAGUAAAUUUAAAUAGAGAACGGCGACAAAAAUAUAAUCAUCCUAAAGGCGCACCGGAUGCCGAUCUUAUUUUUGGUCCAAAAAAGAUUCGAUAGACUCAUUUCAUUAUUCUUGAAAGAAUAUUUGUCAUAUUAUAAAAUCACAAGUAAUUUUACAUAAAAUUAAACGAUCUCUAUAUUUUCUGUGUAGCAACUUGCAACAGACUAUUGUUUCAUUUUUAAUUUGAAAUCCACGUCUGUCUGUUAUCGAUACAGAUUCUCUAUCAUAUGUGAUUUUUCUUGUAAAGGAUAUUGUUUUGUAAGUAUAUUAAAAAUGCAUUAGUAUAUCAUAAGUGUCAAUAUGUAUUUCAAUAUAUUUAAAUGAAAAAAAUCGAAUAACAAAGUUACGGUUUUUUUUAUACAAUCGAUACAUUUAAAUAUAACUGUAUUGUUGCUUGGUAUAUGUAUAAUAAAUUACAUAACUUUUAUGUACGAAUAAAAAUAAUUUCAAAUUU
Hylaeus volcanicus is the source of this 4008-nucleotide messenger RNA. It is a transcript of the gene Upf2, whose product is annotated as regulator of nonsense transcripts 2. Lineage: Eukaryota; Metazoa; Arthropoda; Insecta; Hymenoptera; Colletidae. Bases 161 to 3610 code for a protein of 1149 amino acids. Gene Ontology annotation, molecular function: protein binding; RNA binding. The record is from RefSeq and is a predicted model, not a curated record. Gene Ontology annotation, biological process: nuclear-transcribed mRNA catabolic process, nonsense-mediated decay. Gene Ontology annotation, cellular component: cytoplasm; exon-exon junction complex. The transcript has 2 exons.